Molecule: messenger RNA, 2103 nt
Organism: Lontra canadensis (Northern American river otter)
Lineage: Eukaryota; Metazoa; Chordata; Mammalia; Carnivora; Mustelidae
Product: zinc finger protein 345-like
Exons: 6
Biological process (GO): regulation of transcription by RNA polymerase II
Molecular function (GO): DNA-binding transcription factor activity; RNA polymerase II cis-regulatory region sequence-specific DNA binding
Source: RefSeq, a predicted model, not a curated record
AUGGUUCCUCAGCUCUUCCACCUCAGAAUUCCUCCUGUGGUCGAAACCGUCAUUGCUAAUAAACGUGGGAGAGAUUUUAUUUACCUUUCGACACUGGCACAAGAGCAGAAAGCACAGAGGGAGAAACCUUACAGAUGUCAUGACUGUGGCAAAACCUUUAAUCAGGGCUCACACCUCACUAGACAUCAGAUAAUCCAUACAGGAGAGAAACCGUAUAAAUGUAAUGUAUGUGGGAAAGUCUUCAGUCAAAAUUCACACCUAGCAAGUCAUCAGAGAAUCCAUACCAGAGAAAAACCUUACAAAUGUAAUGAGUGUGGCAAAGCCUUUAGUGUGCGCUCAAGCCUGACAGACCAUCAGGUAAACCAUAAUGGAGAGAAACCUUACCGAUGUAAUGAACGCAGCAAGGGUUUUUGCCAAAGUUUGAAGCUUGUAAAACAUCACAGAAUUCAUAGUGGAGAGAGACCACACAAAUGUAAUGGGUGUGGUAAAGCUUUUACCCGGAGUUCAAGCCUGGUUGACCAUCAGAAAAGUCAUACUGAUGAAAAGCCUUACAAAUGUAAUGAUUGUGGGAAGGCUUUUAGAGAAAGCUCAGACCUCGCUAGUCAUUGGAGAAUUCAUUAUGGGCAGAGGCCUUACAAAUAUAGUGAGUGUGGCAAAGCCUUUUCCCAAUUUGCAAAACUGACUAGGCACAGAAAAAUUCAUACUGGAGAAAAACCUUACAAAUGUAAUGAGUGUGGCAAAGUCUUUUCUGAGGAUUCAAGCCUUAUUCAACAUAGGUGAAUUCAUACUGGAGAGAAACCUUAUAAAUGUAAUGAAUGUGGGAAGACUUUUAGAGGAAGCUCAAAUCUCACCAAUUAUCGGAGAAUUCAUUCUGGGCAGAGACCUUACAAAUGUAAUCAGUGUGACAAAUCCUUUAACCAGAUCUCACAUCUCACUAUACACCAGAGAAUCCAUACUGGAGAGAAACCAUAUAAAUGUAAGGCAUGUGACAAGGUCUGUAGUCAACAUUCAAAUCUUAUAAUUCAUCAGAGAGUUCAUACUGGAGAGAAACCUUACAAAUGUACUGAGUGUGGCAAAGCCUUCAUGGAGCUUUCAAGCCUUACUCAACAUAAGAGAAUUCAUAGUGGAGAAAAGCCUUACAAAUGUAAGGAAUGUGGCAAAGCCUUUAACCAGUCCUCUAACCUUGUCAAACAUCAGAUAAUUCAUACUGGAGAGGAGCCUUGUAAGUGUAAUGAGUGUGGCAAAGCCUUUAAUGUGUGUUCAAGCCUUACCCAACAUCAAAGAAUCCAUACUGGGGAGAAGCCUUACAAAUGUAAUGGAUGUGACAAGGCCUUUACCCAAUUUGCAAAUCCUACUAGACAUCAGAAAAUACACACUGAAAAGAAACAUUGUAAACCUAAUAUAUGUGGAAAUGCUUUUAUCCAAAGAUCAAGCACUGGGGAUUCCCAGAGAAUUUGUGGUUAUCUGUCCAUUGAUCUCCACCCCAUCCUGUCCCCCGGGUUUGGGGCCGAGGUCUGGCGGGGCGUGAGUUCCCCCUGUUGCCGGAAGCGCAAAAUCCAGGACUCGCCCCAGCCCCGCCCACACGCUGUGCGCCUCAGAGCCUGGCCACUGUUCGCGCGCAGCCCAUUGCCGGAAGCACUACCCUCAGGCCCUGCCCAGUCCCGCGGCUCCACCGGCGCGCACGCGCAGUUUUUCACCGACCCGGAAGCGGCUGUCAGGGAGCGAACGUCAAAUGGGCCUCUGAGGGCUUUUAACGUGCUCAGUGAGUGUCAGAACCUCAGUCCCCAGGCCUUCACCCCUGAGCGUGUCGCGGAGACACACAGAAUCCUGCGAGCGGCGCUGGCGGCCCUGGGGUCCCGGGGCCUUUCUGUUCCCAUCGUCGGAGUCGGUCCCCGCCUGUGGUCUCCGGCCCUCGGGCCUUCAGACGUCGCCUGCCGCGCUGUCUCCGUGCUUCACGCCGUCCCGGGCACCGCUCCCACCCGCGCCGUGGGAGUUCAGGGAGAUGGGCGUGUGCGCCCCGCGCCGCAGCCUGGCCCGGCUCGGCCCACAGACGCGCGGAGUCUCUCUGGCCCUGGUAUCGCGCAGACCGCGCCGCCCUCCUGA